AUGUUUGGGCCUUGGGUUGCAUUUGGAAAUGAAAACAGCAACAAAAGCAGCAGCUGCAACGGUAGCAGCAGCCGCAACGGCAGCAGCAGCACCAGCAGCAACAGCAGCACCAGCAGCACCAGCAGCGGCAGCAGCAAAAACAACAGCAGCAGCAGCAGCGAAUGCAUGGUGCAUCACGUUCCUGCACGUCGGUACAAAAGCGCAGCUUUUUACCUCCAGGAUCUCUCAGGUGUGCAGCAGCAGCAGCAGCAGCAACACCAGCAGCAGCAGCAGCAUAAGGAUCUAUACAGCAGAGAGAAUGACAAGAUAAGCACUCCCGCUGCUUCUGCUGCUUCUGCAGCUGCUGCUGCUGCCUCUGCUCCUGAAUACAUUCACAGGAGAAGCGGUAUUUCCCGCUGCUCUGCCGAAUACAGCAGCAGCAGCACCAACAGCGACAGCAGCAGCGGCAGCAGCAGCAGCAGCAGCAACAGCAGCAGCAGCAGCUUGCCGAUGCCGAAGGCUUCGGAAUCUUUGUCCUACAGCUGUUUAACAAGUCUCUCAACCAGCAAUGCCCAGCAUCUCUUUAACAGCAGCAGCAGCAACAGCAGCAGCAGCAGCAGCAGCAACAGCAGCAGCAGCAGCAGCAACACGCUGCAGCAAGGUAGACCGGCUGUCACUUCAGUGUGCCCACGGCAGACGUCUGUGCCUCUCCACCAGAGGCAGCAUCUGCACCUCUCAGCAGCAGCAGAAACAGCAGCAGCAGCAGCUGCUGCUGCUGUGGCUGCAGCAGAAGAUACAGAUGCCCCUUCCACAGCUGCGAGGCCGAAGAGACAGCCAGAGACGCAGCAGGCUGCUACAGCAGCAGCAGCAGCAGCAACAGCAGCAGCAGCAGCAGCAAGUAUUGAGUUUAAGCAAGGCUCUGUGUCUGCUGCUGCACCGCCUCGCCACGUCAUUCCUAUGAGGGCAAAACCCCUACCAGCAACACAACCAGCAGCAGCAGCAGCAGCUGCUGCUGCUGCAGCAACACCAGCAGCAACAGCAUCACCAGCAGCACCAGCAGCAGCAGCAGCAGCAGCAGCAGCAGCAGGUGGUGGUAGAUACCGAGUUUAUAACCAAGACAUAUUCAAGCCGGGGAGCCGUUCCCUUGCUGCUUUUAGUUCUUCUGCUUUGGGGGGGGUGUCUUCGUUGGCUCGUCAGGUCAGCAGCAAGGCGCCGCUGCUGCUGCAGAGCAGCAAACAUGUUGCUGCUGCAGCAGCAAAAAAAGCUGCAGCAGUUGCAGCAGCAGCAGCAGCUGCUGCUGCUGCUGUUGUUACAGAGUCAACAGCUGACGAGCCCUACAUGCACACCCAUCUCUAUAGACGCCGAUACAUCAGCAGCAGCAGCAGCAGCAGUAGCAGCAGCAGCAGGAGCAGCAGCAGGAGCAGCAGCAGCAGCAGCAGCAGCAGGAGCAGCAGCAGCGAGAGCGACAGGAGCCUGUACAGCAGCAGCAUAGGAUACUGCUCUGCCCUCGAUAGCUCAACCUCCCCCCCCCCUCAGCCACUCCUAUUUCUUGCAUUUCUUCUUUACACCCUGCGUCUCCCUCAGCAGCAGCAGCAGCAGCAGCAGCAGCAGCAGCAAGUGCUGCUGCAGCUGUACCUCCUUUCCAGUUUGCUGCAGUUGCUGCUCAUGGAAAUUAAAGAAAGAGGAAAUGGUGGGGUUGCUGGUGGUUAUGGUGGUGCUGCUGGUGGGGUUGCUGCUGCUGCUGCUGCUGCUGCUGGUUCGCGCCGGGGAUCCCUGCAGCUCAUGCAGCAGCAGCAACAGCAGCAGCAGCAGCAACAGCAGCAGCAGCAGCAGCAGCAGCAGCGGACACUGGGGGAAAUGCUGCCAGCUAUAUCUUCUCCUUCUUAUGCUUUUCUUGAGGCCCGUACCCUGGGGGCUCUUCUCUCUCUCCCCUCACCAAGCGAAACAACACUGAAGCUCACCUGCAGCAGCAGAAAUUAUUCUCUUUCUUUCAUCGACCUUGAAUACCUCUGCAGCACCAUCAUCUCUCCUGCAGCAGCAGCAGCAGCAGCAGCAGCAGCCUCGUGA
Molecule: messenger RNA, 2046 nt
Organism: Eimeria mitis
Lineage: Eukaryota; Apicomplexa; Conoidasida; Eucoccidiorida; Eimeriidae
Exons: 3
Coding region: 1-2046 (681 amino acids)
Source: RefSeq, a predicted model, not a curated record